Messenger RNA from Didymodactylos carnosus, 1065 nucleotides. The record is from the annotation of a GenBank genome assembly. NCBI's taxonomy places the organism in Eukaryota, Metazoa, Rotifera, Eurotatoria, Philodinida, Philodinidae.
AUGUUUUUAAGUGUCUGUGUUCCACAUGAAAAUCUCUUUAACUCUAUCGCCGUUGAUAUCGUUACACAAAAUAUUACAAGAUCGUACGAUUUCUUGCCACAAGAUCGUGUGAAGUAUUACCAAAUAUUUGACCAUGGACAUGUCGUUCAUGUAAUAGUAAUGUCAAAACAACUUAUAGUUGCUGGAAUCGAGCUUGGUGGGACAGGAUGCAAAGUGGGAAUUAGUAAUGAAAAAGGUGAAAUAGAAGAACGAUUUACUAUUGAAACAAUAACUCCAGAUAAAACUCUCACAUUACUAUACAACUGGUUAUCGGAGAAACAAAAACAAUAUAAUUUUAAAGCAUUAGGUAUAGCCAGUUUUGGUCCAAUAGAUCUUCAUCAAAAUAGUGAUACAUAUGGUUAUAUAACACAAACUCCUAAACCUCACUGGCAAUAUACGAAUGUUGUGGGAGCAUUUAAAAAAUUAAAUAUUCCAAUUGCAUUCGACACUGAUGUAAAUGCACCGGCAAUGACAGAAACCAGAUUGGCAGGUGGAAGAAUUACGACAGUAGUUUAUAUAACUAUUGGUACCGGUGUAGGUAUUGGAGUGUGCGUUAAUGGUCGUUCAAUUCAUGGUUUAUUACAUCCGGAAGGUGGUCAUUUGAAAUGUCUUAAAUUUCCCGGAGAUAAUUAUGAAGGCAACUGUCCGUUUCAUCAAAGCUGCGUUGAAGGUUUAAUUAAUUCAAAAGCAAUAGCGGAUCGUUUACAAAUAGAACCUAGUAAAUUAAGUACAGUGCCUGAUGAUAACCCAAUAUGGAAUCUUCAAGCGUAUUAUUUGGCUCAAUUAUGUGCCGCCAUUGUUUGUCUUAUUAGUGCAGAAAAAAUUUUCAUUGGUGGCGGACUAGCGAAAAGAACAGUGUUGUUUACACUCGUACGAAAACAUGUACAACAAAUAUUGAAUAAUUACAUUCAGGCACCUGAAAUCAUUGAUCAUAUUGAUGAGUACAUAGUUCCAUCGUCUCUCGGUGAAGAUAUUGGUGUUAUAUCAGCAUUUGAUUUGGCCCAAGAAGUUCUCAAGAAAGAAUAA